Messenger RNA from Vigna angularis (adzuki bean), 1633 nucleotides. Its product is annotated as chloroplastic group IIB intron splicing facilitator CRS2-B, chloroplastic. Gene Ontology annotation, molecular function: protein binding; peptidyl-tRNA hydrolase activity. Lineage: Eukaryota; Viridiplantae; Streptophyta; Magnoliopsida; Fabales; Fabaceae. The record is from RefSeq and is a predicted model, not a curated record. The transcript has 13 exons. Bases 591 to 1355 code for a protein of 254 amino acids.
CAUUCUCAGAAAAAAGAAUUAAAAAUUUCUGCACUUCAUUCCCGAACCUCUCCCUCUUCGCGAACCUUCAUUCUCGCACCUCUUCUGCACUGAACUUCUUCACUGUCAGUCCCGCACCUCUUCUGUUCUCCCUCUCUGUCUUCGACUCCUUUCUUCCGCAUCAGUGUUUGGUCGUGUGUUUUGCCAUCGCGAGUUGUGUGGAUUCAGAUUUCAUCUGUCGAACGCGGUUUGAUAUCGCGACUUUGGAAACCCUAGGUUGGUUUCUUCGAACUGGAAGCUCGAGUUGUAGUUGCCUCCUGCUCGUUGUUUGAAAUCGCAAUUUUGGAAACCCUAGGUUGGUUUCUUGGAAGUGGAAGAGAUAAGCUCCAGCUGCAAUUGCCUUCUGCACUUGAAUAUCUUCAUUCAGCUGGUGUUGUAUUGUUUAGUGAAGAUCGAGAGGGCUUUAAAGACCUUAGACUCUCGGCCUUUGCCAAUUCAGAUGAGCUUGCUGUUUGGAUACCAGAAGGUCUAUCAUUGGCUUUUGAGUUUUUGUUGACUCUUCAUUGAUCUCUUGGAAAUCAAAGAAGCAGACUACUGUUUCCUUUAUAUCGAUGUUGCAUUCAGCAUCUGCCCCAGGCCUUUGUUUAAGCUAUCCGAGGAACAUUCGCCAUCCUUGUUUUUUGAAAACACCUUCUGUUAAAACAAGACAUUCUGUUCGCUGUUCGGUAUCACAGACAAGUAAUGGUGCUAAAGUGGAAUAUACUCCUUGGCUCAUUGUUGGCUUGGGUAAUCCUGGAAACAAAUACCAUGGCACUAGGCACAAUGUUGGAUUUGAAAUAAUUGAUAGCCUUUCUCGAGAAGAAGGGAUUAAGAUGAACACAAUACAGUCAAAGGCCUUGAUUGGAAUAGGUUCCAUCGGAGAAGUACCAAUUUUGUUGGCAAAGCCUCAGACAUACAUGAAUUUUAGUGGAGAGUCGGUUGGGCCACUUGCUGCAUAUUAUCAAGUACCCUUGCGUCAUAUUCUACUAUUUUUGGGAAAUUUUAUGAAGGUUUAUGAUGAAACAAGCCUGCCAAAUGGUGUUUUAAAGCUUCAGCCAAAAGGCGGACAUGGACAUCACAAUGGAUUGAAAAAUGUGAUGGGCCAUUUGGAUGGUUGCAGUGCUUUUCCUCGACUUGCAGUAGGAAUUGGAAAUCCUCCUGGAACUAUGGACUUGAGAGCAUUUCUUCUACAAAAAUUCAGUUCUGUGGAACGAAAGCAGAUUGAUGCUUCAUUGGAGCAAGGAGUUGUAGCUGUAAGAACAGUUGUGCUCAGAGGCUUUGACCAGCAUGUCAAUAAAUUCAAUUUAGGGCAAAAGUACAAGUACCAUAAAGUGUAAUUUCACUCAAAUGGAUGAGCCAAUUUUGGCUUUAGAUGAAAUUGAUGUGUAUGUUAGCAGAUAGCAAUUAUACCUCAGAAACUUGUCAUGAGUCAUGAAUAGUGCAUUUUUUUUGUAAAGCACACCAGUGGUCAUAUUCUACUCUGGAAGAUGUUGUUGCAGGGACCAAUCAAAGAAAAUGGAAAAUGGUAGGACACGUGGAAGCAACCUUUGACCAUUGGAAACCUAAUAAUGUUAUGCUAAAUAGUAAGUGAUCAACAGGGUGAACCUAAAACAAA